This is a messenger RNA of Linum tenue, 1601 nucleotides long. NCBI's taxonomy places the organism in Eukaryota, Viridiplantae, Streptophyta, Magnoliopsida, Malpighiales, Linaceae. The record is from the annotation of a GenBank genome assembly.
UUUUGUACCAUUUCUUUCGCAGAAACUCACCCCUCGGUUUCAAUCUGGAAAAUUUCUCCCCAGGGUAAAAUAGAGCAAUGGGUUGCGUCGCCUAAUCUCGCCGGCCAGUCAGGGAUCCUUGGGUAAAACGAAUCAACGGGUGCGGAAGUACCGGCGGAAAUAACUCGAAAGCGCAAGGAAAUGGAUCAACAGCAGCAACAGCAAUUGCUCUUGCAGCAACAGCAACAGCAACAACAACAAUUUCUGUUGUUGCAGCAAUUGCAGAAGCAAGCUCAACAUCAGCAUCAACAGCAGCAACAGCAACAGCAACAUCAACAGCAACAAGCGUCUGCGAUCUCCCGAUUUCCGUCCAACAUCGACGUCCAUCUCCGCCCCUCGGGCCUCCAUCGCCAGCUCAAUCUGCAGCACCCCAAUCCAAACCCUAACCCUAAUUCCAAUUUGCAACAACAGCAGCAGCAGCAGCAGCAAUCGCAGGGCUCUAAUUUGGGCCAAAAUAUGCAGCAAUCCUCUCAUCAACAGCAGCAAUCGCCUGGGCAACAGCAGCAACAGAAAGCGAUCCGGCCGCCUGUCAACCAGGUGGAGCUGCAAAUGGCGUAUCAGGACGCAUGGCGGGUCUGCCACCCGGACUUCAAGCGCCCAUUUGCCUCCCUUGAAGAUGCCUGCGAGAGGUUGCUACCGUACCAUGUUGUAGCGGACUAUGAAGCAGAGGAGGAUGACAGAAUCCUUGAUUCCGACUCUACCGGCUCAAUGCCAUCUCGAUCUCAGCAGUGGGACUACAACAUUGCUGCAAAAGUUGCAGAAUUCACCGGCACAUUCGAGAAGCAGGCACUAGCUUUCAACAUAAUCACCCGGAAGCGAGCCAUGGGUGAGUUCCGUUCAGAAGAGAGGCUGAUGAUCGAACAGGCUCUCCUCCAAGAAGAAAAAAGAAUGCUGCUGGAGACCAAAGCGGAACUGGAAGCUAGGGAGAAGGCCCACCGGGAAGCCCAGCUGCGGAUGGCUGCAGCAGCUAUGGCCCAGGCAGAGCAGGCGCGUGCUGAGUCGCAUGCUCAUGCAGAAAUGAUGGCUCGAGGCCCUAUAAGGGCGAAUGCGCUUGCAGGCUCGCAGGGCUCGAUCGGUCACGACAUGGGAGAGCAGGAACACAAUGUGAACCCUGACGAGAUGAUGAAUGGGUGGGGAAACAACAUGCAGCGAGAUGACAAGGAGCCGUCGGAGGAUUUCUUGAAUGACGAUGAAGAGAAUGACAAUGGGGAUACAGCGGCCCAAGGAGGCGAGUGGCGUGAAGCUCGGGAAUUCGAUCUCAAUUCAAGAUGAACGGGAAGGUCUCCCGCAUAUGUUUGCAGCUUCGAUAGAUUUUUCAUGUAAUCUAAUGUCUGGAAGCUUUCUCAGUCUGUAGAACCUAUUUUUAUCAUCUAGAGCACUGGUUGUCGGAACUUGGUUGAAUCAAAGUUUACUAAGGGACAGGGAUUUGUACUCUGCUUUUGGUGCUUUCUUGUUGAGAAUUCACAGCUUCUAUAAAGUAGGUAAUAUAAGGUAGAAGGGGACGUUUACUGUUAGAACUAAUCGAUAUUUGCUUCUAUGUUCUAAGUCUUAACAAUUCUGCU